Messenger RNA from Penicillium mononematosum, 204 nucleotides. RefSeq lists its product as uncharacterized. The transcript has 2 exons. Bases 1 to 204 code for a protein of 67 amino acids. NCBI's taxonomy places the organism in Eukaryota, Fungi, Ascomycota, Eurotiomycetes, Eurotiales, Aspergillaceae. The record is from RefSeq and is a predicted model, not a curated record.
AUGGUCCGGGGGAAGGGCGGACAUGAGGGAGGUGAAAGAUAUGUUCUCGUCGCUCUCGGCCAUUCUACUGACUCGGGUCAACUUGUCGGGCCUGUAUGGUACCAAGGACGAAAGGUUAUGGUCGUUGAAUACGAGUCGAGUAGAGAUGGUGAAGAGGUCGGAGAUGACGAAGAGGCCGGAGAGAAUAGUGCUGUUACUGAUUAA